UUGAGUGGAGCUGGACCGAAAGCCGCGCUUGGCCGGUGGCUAACAAAGGCUGCGUCUACUAUAAGCAACGUUCCCCUUAAACUGUGCGCAGUCGCGCACUGGUCUUGUGUUCUCAGCGCACAGCAAAUCAUUGCAGCGCAACAAAAUAAAAUCCAGCCUGAACUGUAAAUAACAUAAACACAUCAUUUAUUCUGUACCAGUGACAGGCGACACGUGAUAACAAAACAAUGACAAACAAUGUCCAGCCAAUGAUGAAAUCUAGAUCCAGCCAAUCAAUUCAUGAACAGCGCGUUACGUGGUACGUGCCGCUGCUUUGCAGGUUAGUGAAUAGCUACUGGUGCAGCGGAGUUAAGGGAGCUCAAUGCUGCUUGCUAACCUUGUGUUAUGGUGAAACAAACCUGCAGUGCCACACCCACUCACCAAGCUAAAGUUAAAAAAAAGUCUUAAGGUGAACAGGCUGUUGGAGUAUGUCGGAACAGAAGAACAAGAAUUGAAUCUGGGAGCUGGCCAGCUGAGGUGAAGGGGAGGGCAGCUGAAUUGAGCGCGAGCGUGGAUGUCCUGCCCCGCAAGAGUGGACCAUGAUCUGAAGCCCCCUUCGUCCUCCCCUCCGUCGCCCUCUUUUCUUUCCACACCUCAUCUGGGCGACAACCAGCCUGCCCGCCAUCUUAAAAAAGCUUCCCUAACGUGUGCAGAGAGGCCAAGCAGAAGUUGAAAGAAACACAGCGUCAUUCACCUGUGACCCCUCACCUUGCACGCCCACCCCGUACCUCCCACCGCAACAACAGAACCAUGGGGAGGAAAAAGAUUCAGAUUCAGAGGAUCACUGAUGAACGCAACAGACAGGUGACGUUCACCAAGAGGAAGUUCGGCCUGAUGAAGAAGGCGUACGAGCUGAGCGUCCUGUGUGACUGUGAGAUCGCCCUCAUCAUCUUCAACCACUCCAACAAGCUCUUCCAGUACGCCAGCACCGACAUGGACAAGGUCCUCCUCAAGUACACGGAGUACAAUGAGCCCCACGAGAGCCGGACCAACACCGACAUCAUCGAGGCUCUGAACAAGAAAGAGCACCGGGACUCUGAGAGCCCAGACCCCGAGGAGCCCUUCUCCCUCACCCCCCGCACUGAGGAGAAAUACAAAAAAAUUGACGAGGAGUUUGAUAAAAUGAUGCAGAACUAUAGGCUGUCAUCUGCCGUCCCACAGCCCACCUUCUCCAUGCCAGUCACCGUGCCAGUGUCCAAUCAGAGUGCUCCACCGGCCGCCGCCCUCCAGUUCAGUAACAACCCGGGCGGUGCCCUGGUCACCACCACCUCCUUCGUCACCUCCGCCCUCACAGACCCCCGCCUCCUGUCGCCACAGCAACCAGCCCUGCAGCGGAACACCGUCUCGCCGGGACUGCCACAGCGACCCGCCAGCGCAGGUGCUCUCUUAGGAGGAGAUCUGGGAAACUCCAACGGAGCGUGUCCGAGUCCAGUUCCUAACGGCUACAUUAGUGCCAGGGCGUCCCCAGGCCUGCUGUCCGUCUCCAAUGGCAACAGCUUGGUCAAAGUGGUCCCAGCCAAGUCACCUCCCCCUCCCAGUCCUCAGAUGGUCAACAGCCGCAAGCCGGACCUCAGAGUCAUCACCUCGCAGGGCGGCAAGAGCCUCAUGCAGCUGACAGAAGAAGAGCUGGAGCUGGUCAGCGAGAAUGCUCAACGGCUCGGCGGCUCACAGGUUCCACAACCGCUGACUACACCUGUGGUUUCCGUGGCAACGCCCAGCCUCCUGGCACCUUUUUCCGGCAUGCAGACAGCCUACAACACCGAGUACCAGCUGACGAGUGCAGAUCUCACCGCGCUGCAGACGUUCACGCCACCGGGCCUGGUGCCUGGCAACAUGGCUGCCUGGCAACAGCAACAGCAGCCCGCCAUCAACCAGCAACAGCAGCCGCAGAUCAGCCUGGCGUCGCUCACCAACUUGGUCAUGUGGGGUGCAGACAAGCAGAGUGCGGAGAUGGCAAACUGCAUCUCCAACAUUGCUGCUAACCUGAGGCCGAUGGCUCCUCUCCCUCAGGGCACGGCGCUGACGGUCAACACCAACCCUCAUGUCAACAUUAAAUCCGAGCCCGUCUCACCCAACCGGGACCGCAGCACUCCCAGCUCCACCGGGGGGGCGGGUGGUGGUCAAAUGCACGUCCAGGGCGGGGCUGCCGUCACCUACCCCGCCACGCUGCGCCUGGAGGCCGUGGGCCAAGGCCGCUCACCCGUCGACAGCCUGAGCAGCAACGGCAGCUCUUACGAGGGCAGCGACCGCGACGACACCGCCCAGGGGCGAGGGGGUGGGGGGCCGGACUUCCACCACCAGCCCGGCGCCGCCAGCCUCCAGCAACCCACCAUGGUUCUUCUGCGGCCCGCCUCUGCCGAGCCCCAGGACCAGGACGGGGCCAACGUCAAGAGGAUGAGGCUGGACGCCUGGGUCACAUAAAGCGAUGAACACUGCGAGCUGGGCCGGGCCGGGUCGGACUAAAAAAGAACUGGCCUGUGCACCGCUCCACACACACACACACACACACACACACACACACAUACACACACACCAGCCCCUCCAAACACCUCCCCCCACACACACACACACACACACGCAUGCUAACAUGUGCACCUGUGUUUCCUCACGCAGACCUCGCCACCGCGACACAACACAACCAGAACCAGACUACAUUUGGGACGUCAUUAGAGUAGAAACCCUGAAGGGCAGGGCAAACAUUUCCCAGCAUGCCUUGCGUAUGCCACAUUGCGUCUGCUGGUCAUGGCGGGUUUGGAUGGCAUCAGUGCCGCCCGUGAAGUCGUGACGUUUUUGUUGUUAACAAUGAGCUCCAGAGUUUAUUCAAUCUUAAAGAAGGCAAUGAAGGAAAUUGAAGUACUGAUUGGACCUGGCUGGAAGGAUUUGUUGUCGUGAGAAAGAUUGGCUUGUUCUUUCAAUCAGGGAUGAACUGCGACAACACGCCGUCGUGUCACAUGCAGAUCUUGAGGAGUGUGUGUGUGUGUGUGUGUGUGUGUGUGUGUGUGUUUUUGAGGUUCUUGACUCCAUGUUUGGACUUUGUUAGUGAAGUGAACCAUGUUGGGGCGUGUACAUAAACAAUGUUGUGGCUUUGCGUGUGUGAUGAAGAGUUUUAAUAAUACUACUAAUAAUAAUAAUAAUAAUAACAAUAGAUGACGUGCACGCCACAGGGAUUGUAAAUAUGAGCUCAGUAUUUGGCUGGAAGGAAGAAAAAGCUAAAAAAAAAAAAAAAACGGAUUCUCAAUGGAACUCCUUUUUUAAUGAUUAUUUAUGCGGGUACAGAAAAUUGUAAUUUGUUGACAAGCCACCAGAGGGCGCUGUAGAGACACAAACGCGCACUUUACAUGAAAAACGCCCCGCCGCCGCCACCACACACACACACACACACACACACACACACACACACGCACGCACGUCAGCUUUCAAGUGAAAAAAAAUCCAAAUUUGCACUUUUCUCCAAAAUCCUGGAACGUUGUGUCAGGUCAGGCUUUAAUUGGUGAUAUUUGAAAAGAAUACUUCACUUUAUGUGGCCACAAACGUCACGCGCAGCAAUUAAUCAGUUUUUUAAAAAACUCACUGAGAAUGGAUGUUAGCGUUUAUUUUAUUCUGUUUUUUAUUGGGUUUUAACCAAGCAGAGCGGUUGUUCCUCAGGAGGCAGUUUAAUUUAAUAAUUUAAUACACCAAACUUCUCUGACUGCAUCGUUGUUGCAGUUUGUAGGCAGCGCCGCUAGAUGGCAGUGCCGCCUUUUGCUAUUCUUAGUGUGAAUUCACCGCCAUCUUUCGUUUAGAAUCAAAUCGGUCGCAUUCCAACACAUUUGAACAACACACACACACACACACACACACACGGGAAUCGAUGCAAACUUUGAUCCGUCCGAGUGUUUUUAUACUUUUUAAUCAUCACAUUAGCGACGUUACCUUAACAUAAAAGCAAAACCCAUACUCGUGUGUGGCUAGUGGCUAGUUUAAGGUUGUAGUGAUGAAAAGUGCAAAUGGAUGUUUUUGUUUUAGUCCCAAAAGUCUCAUAGGAAGCUCCAUCAGAAAGUUCCAUCAUUUUUUAGUUACUAACCCCAUCAGUCCAGAUUACAUGGCUGGGGGCUUGCCGCCCCGCCCCCCUCCCCCUCAGUCAUCAGUGUCAUGUCGAUGGACAUGCGACCAGAGUUGUUAAUUAGCUUCUUGAUUUUAAAGACAUAUCAUUUACACUAUUUAACUUACAUUCAAAGUCAUUUAAUUCAUUUCAUUUGUCUUGGCAACACGCGAGAGCUGCAGUAUCGGCCCUAAGGGACGCAUCAUCAGCGGAACUCUUUUUAUAACUAUUUAUUGGAAUAAUGCGUUACCGUGGCGAUGUGAGUGGCGACUCAAUUUGCGUGCUUUUCCAUUUUAACACAUGAAUUCAUUUGAAGUCCCGUUCUCCGGGUUUUGGCUCAAGCUCGCCCCCACCUGGACGCCUCAAGCCAUUUGUUUCAAAGUUGGUCCACAAGGGGGCGCCGUGACCACAAAAGACAAUCAUUUUAAAAGCCUGCGCCGCACCCCCACCCCCACCCCCACCCCCACAAAGUUAUGGCUGGUGUACAAUGAUGUUUGGACGCCUCACUCACUUUCCAGUGUUAAUUUGUGCUGUUUUGUAUAGUGAUAUUAUUGUUGUUAUUAUUAUUAUUAUGAAUAUCAUCAUGAUGACCGCAGACAUGUCAGCAUCAUCUACAAUCUGCGGUUGUUUGUGUAGCUCAGUUUCAUUUGGAAGUUCUUCUAUUAUCUAAGAAAAUGCUAUAAAUAUAUUUUGUCUGGGGGAUUUUUUUUUUGUUGUUAUUUCAGAAGUUAAAACGUGUUUCUAAUGUUGCACGAUUUUUACGACAUGAAGCCAACGUCACGAGCGCCAGCGUGCUGCGAUGCCGCGACUUGAAGUCGGAUGCGCAAACGUCUCGACUCGGAGGAGGUCGGGGGGGCGGGCGUGCCGCGUCUAAAUAAGUUAUUUGUGAGCAGACAACGAUGUCGAUGCAUGGACAGAGGGAAUACAAUGUAAUAUCAACACAGUCAUCACACAUAAAUAUUUAAAAAAUGAAGAAAAAAAGUAUCAAAUAAAUUAUAGCUAAUAUAUUGUGUUUGGCUAGUCUGCUUUUUUGUUGUAAAGAUACUUUUUUGUUGUUUUUGGAGAAUGAUAUACAAUUUGUGUAUAUUUUCAUAAAUAAAAGUAUGCACUGAUAUGUUAUUACAAAAUCUAUACUGCUUUUACAAAAAAAAGUGUUUGUUAUUGUACCAAAGUAUCCAAUGGUCCCCUCUUUGCCCCCCUUUUCCCUUUUUUGCGUAUGUUUUACCGUAUUUUAUAUAUUAAAUAGACAAGUUGACCUACA
Messenger RNA from Dunckerocampus dactyliophorus (ringed pipefish), 5381 nucleotides. RefSeq names its product myocyte enhancer factor 2d (gene mef2d). Bases 790 to 2460 code for a protein of 556 amino acids. Lineage: Eukaryota; Metazoa; Chordata; Actinopteri; Syngnathiformes; Syngnathidae. The transcript has 12 exons. The record is from RefSeq and is a predicted model, not a curated record. Gene Ontology annotation, biological process: cell differentiation; positive regulation of transcription by RNA polymerase II. Gene Ontology annotation, molecular function: DNA-binding transcription factor activity, RNA polymerase II-specific; protein dimerization activity; RNA polymerase II cis-regulatory region sequence-specific DNA binding.